Molecule: messenger RNA, 3871 nt
Organism: Silurus meridionalis
Lineage: Eukaryota; Metazoa; Chordata; Actinopteri; Siluriformes; Siluridae
Gene: ipo8
Product: importin 8
Exons: 25
Coding region: 157-3216 (1019 amino acids)
Biological process (GO): protein import into nucleus
Cellular component (GO): nuclear envelope; cytosol
Molecular function (GO): small GTPase binding
Source: RefSeq, a predicted model, not a curated record
AUCGUGACCGUUCCGCUCGAUGGAGUGCACUUUGGAGUCUGGUGUAGUCUGAUUAUUCAGAUGCGGCUUGUGUACACUUAGCAAAGCUAGCUAAAUUAGCUAGCCGUCAAGAGAGAAGAAAAAAAAAGUUGCGGUUAUUGUGCACUUCUGGUUCAAAUGGAUCCCAAUCGGAUUAUUCAGGCUUUAAAGGGGACUAUAGACCCGAAUCUUAGAAUAGCGGCUGAAAAUGAGCUCAAUCAGUCUUACAAGAUCAUCAACUUUGCUCCGACUCUGCUGCAAAUCAUUGUGUCCGAGCAGGUGGAAUUUCCUGUACGGCAGGCAGCUGCCAUCUACCUGAAGAACAUGGUGAGUCAGUACUGGCAGGACCGUGAGCCGUCUGUAGGCGAGGUUAUGUUCCCUUUCAACAUCCACGAGAACGACCGCAGCCAGAUCCGAGAGAACAUGGUGGAGGCCAUCAUCCGGUGUCCGGAGUCCGUACGGGCCCAGCUCACAGUCUGCUUGCGCACCAUCAUAAAGCACGAUUUCCCCGGCCGCUGGACUGGCAUCGUCGACAAGAUCAGCCUUUUCCUGCAGUCUCAGAACAGCGGGAGCUGGUACGGGAGUCUUCUUGCGCUCUACCAACUCGUCAAAAGCUACGAAUUUCGGAAGGCAGAGGAGAGGGUCCCCCUGCUGGCUGCCAUGCAGCUCUUCCUGCCCAGGAUCCAACAGCUCAUUGCUCAGCUGAUGCCCGACGCCACGGUUUUCUCCGUCCUUAUCCAGAAACAGAUCCUCAAGAUAUUCCAUGCACUCGUGCAGUAUUCCCUGCCUUUACAGCUACUCAGUAACACAGUCAUGACCCAGUGGAUGGAGAUCCUGAGAGCGGUUGUGGAUCGAGACGUCCCUCCUGAGACUCUGGAGGUGGACGAAGACGAUCGGCCCGAGUUAGUGUGGUGGAAGUGUAAGAAAUGGGCUCUUCAUAUUAUCACCAGGAUGUUCGAGAGGUACGGGAGCCCGGGCAACGUGACCAAGGAGUAUUACGAGUUUGCAGAUUUUUUCUUAAAGACGUACGCUGUUGGGAUACAACAGGUUUUGUUAAAGGUGAUUGACCAGCACAGGCAGAAGCAGUUUGUGAGUCCACGUGUGCUCCAGCAAGCUCUGAACUACCUGACACGGAGCAUCUCUCACGCCAUCACAUGGAAACAGAUGAAGCCACACAUACUGACAAUAACUCAGGCGGUGGUGUUCCCUCUGAUGUGCUAUAAAGACGAAGAUGAGAAGCUGUGGCAGGAAGACCCAUACGAGUACAUCCGCAUGAAAUUCAAUAUGUACGAUGACCACGUUUUUCCAGCCACUGCGGCUCAGACUCUGCUGUGCAAAGCUUCCAGAAAGAGGAAGGAGGUCCUUCCCAAGAUGAUGGAGUUCUGCCAUCAGAUUUUGAUGAACCCCAGCGCCGACCCACGCAGGACAGAUGGGGCGCUGCACGUCAUCGGGGCUCUGUCUGAUCCGUUGUUAAAGAAGCAGAUCUACAGAGAUCAGAUGGAGCUCGUGUUACAGAACUAUGUGUUUCCUUUACUUAACUCCAACCUCAGCUACCUGCGUGCCAGGUCCUGUUGGGUUCUGCACUGCUUCAGCUCAUUAAAGUUCCACAACGAGUUGGUCCUGAGGAACGCAGUGGAACUCGUCAAACAAGACCUCAUCAAUGACCAGGAGAUGCCCGUCAAAGUCGAGGCGGCUAUCGCGCUGCAGACUCUGGUCAGCAACCAGGAGCAAGCUAAGAUCUACUUAAGGCCCUUCAUCAGGCCUGUGAUGCAGGAGCUGCUGCACGUCAUUAAAGAGACUGAGAACGACGACUUGACGAGCGUGAUCCAGAAAAUGAUCUGCGAAUACAAUCAGGAGGUCGCAGUGAUCGCUGUAGAUAUGACCCAAAACCUGGCGGAGAUCUUCAGUAAGGUUCUGCAGAGUGAGGAGUACGAGGAGAGUGAAGAUAAGACUGUGAUGGCACUGGGGAUCCUCAGCACCAUAGAUACAAUCCUCACUGUCAUGGAGGACCACAAAGAGAUCACUCAGCAGCUGGAGGGGAUUUGCCUGCAGGUGAUCGGCCUUGUGCUCCAGAAGCCCAUCAUAGGUAUGGCAGAGUUCUAUGAAGAGAUUUUGUCGCUGGCGUUUGGUCUCACCUGCCAGACCAUCUCUCCCCAGAUGUGGCAGCUGCUGGGCGUCCUUUACGACGUCUUCCAGCACGACUGCUUUGACUAUUUCACGGAUAUGAUGCCUCUCCUACACAAUUAUGUAACUGUAGACACAGACACGCUUCUGUCCAAUCCCAAACACAUGGAGGUCAUUUACACCAUGUGCAAAAAGGUCCUAACGAGCGAUGCAGGGGAAGAUGCAGAAUGCCACGCCGCUAAGCUGCUGGAGGUCAUCAUCUUACAGUGCCGGGGUCGGGGCAUUGACCAGUGCAUCCCGCUGUUUGUGGAAGCGGUGUUGGAGCGGCUGACGCGUGGGGUAAAGUCUACAGAGCUGCGCACCAUGUGUCUUCAGGUGGCCAUUGCUGCUUUGUACUACAGUCCUUCACUGUUGAUACACACACUGGAGAACAUGCGCUUCGCCCACAGCCCUGAGCCAAUCACAGCACAGUUUAUCAACCAGUGGAUGAACGACACAGAGUUUUUCCUUGGGCUGCACGAUCGAAAGAUGUGCAUCAUCGGCCUGAGUCUGCUGAUGGAUUUGUCCAGCCGGCCGGCGGUGUUAGAAGGCGUGGCCAGCCAGAUCAUCCCCUCUAUCCUGCUCCUGUUCCUGGGCAUCAAGCACAUCUACACCUCGCGAGUGCUGAACAAACCCGAGCAGUUCUCCAGAACACAAGGCACUGAGGAGGACGAGAACGAGGAGAUUCCAAGUGAUGAGGAUGAAGCAGGGGAGAAGAUCUCCAGCAUGCAGCCAUCCAGUGCUCCCAGUGCCAAUGAUGAUGAGGACGAUGAUGAUGAUGAUGACGACGAAGACUACUGGGAUGAGGAUGGAUUUGAGGGCACAGCGCUGGAGGAGUACAGCACACCGCUGGACUACGACAACGGAGAGGACGAAUAUCAGUUCUUUUCCGCCGCCCUGCUUCGCGUUCAGAGCUCAGACGCAGGCUGGUAUCAGAUGCUAACGCAAUCUCUGAGUGACGAACAGAAGAAGCAGCUGCAGGAGAUCUACAGUCUGUCCCAGCAGAGGAGGAACGCAGCAGGAAAAGGCCUGUGAGAUCGGAUCCGCGUAGGAGGCACCAGAGCGCUUGGACGAUUGUGAGUUUUGGAUCUGCAACGGUUUUAACUCUACAACUAGCGUCCUAACUUAACAAGGACACGAUCAGCGCAACACAACGAGCCGGAGCUUCAAGAGUCCUUUCAGCCAGGACUUCAAAGUGGUUCUACAGAUUCAGAACCCCUGAAGGACCACUGGGGCACUUGGAUGAGAGAGAGAGAGAGAGAGAGAGAGAGACCUUGUCCUAAUAUACCCUGAUUCACUAGUGUGAAAGUGAAUGAGUGUGUGUCUGUGUGUGUGCGAGAGUGUGAUAGUUGGAGAAGUAAGUGUGGGUGACAAUCGUGUGUAUGAGCACCUAAACUCUAUCUGUAUUAUUUCCUGGACUUUGUCACUUCCCCUCCGUCAGCUCUGCAUCACACUCUGAGCAUCUACUCUGAGAGUGUUCCACGAGGUGUUUUGCUACAAGACAGAUACACACACACACACACACACACACAAACGUGUGACAUCAGUGUUUUUCCAAGUUUGUUCAUCUGAAGACUGUGCUUUAUAUUUGUUACAUGUUUGUACGUCCGACUUUAUUUCUUUCUUUCAUUUCUUUUGUAUUAGUAAGUUUUGAGAAUUAACUUAAGUCAUAAAAUGGAUUCUGACACCA